Molecule: messenger RNA, 1114 nt
Organism: Drosophila eugracilis
Lineage: Eukaryota; Metazoa; Arthropoda; Insecta; Diptera; Drosophilidae
Gene: Pex19
Product: peroxisomal biogenesis factor 19
Biological process (GO): protein import into peroxisome membrane
Cellular component (GO): peroxisomal membrane; peroxisome
Source: RefSeq, a predicted model, not a curated record
UCUGCUCGACGGUCGCACUUUUUGGUCGGUCUUUAUUUUUUAUCAUUUCCCACACUCAUCGAAUACACGGAAAAUCACCCCAAAAUUAUACAAUGUCCGAUGAAAAACAGAAGAGCGAUGAAUUAGAUGACCUGCUGGACAGUUGUCUGCAGGAUUUCGAUAAAAGUGGGGCAGGAGACAGCAAGGAAAAGGCCUCCUCCGACGAUGCGGCAAAUGCUGAGGGAGCCGACACCUCCGACGAUCCUGAGGCUUUUUUCCUUGAGAAGGCACAGAUGCUGGCCGAUCGCAUGAACACGUUGUUUGGAGGUCCAAACACGCCCAGUGGUGACAUCCCACCUCUGCCCCAAGAUCCCGACCAGAUUAUGUCUGGGUUCAAGAAGAUGGCCGAAGCAGCUGCUCUUACCUUGAGCGGCGAGAAUUCAGCCACCGACGAAGAUGUCUCAAAGUAUUCCGAUAGCAUUUCGCAGGCACUCAAGGGCCUGCAAGAGGGCUCCGAGAACCUGACAGCUCCCGCCUCGGAAAACGACAUAGCCAGCAUGUUUGGCUCCCUUAAUUUGGAAGGGGCUGGUGAUGGAGAUGGAAACAUGUUCCUCCCCUUCAUGGAGGGCAUGAUGCAGAGCCUGCUUUCUGCAGAGAUCCUGUUGCCCAGCAUUCGGGAAUUGCUGGAGAAGUACCCGAAAUACCUCGAGGAAAACGAGGGCAAGUUGUCUGCUGAGGACAAGGAGAGAUACCUGAAGCAAAUGGAGCUGUAUAAGGUUAUCGAGGGGCAUUUACAAAGCGAAAAACCCGACGAUUCAGCAGCCGUGAAGCGCGAGAAGUUCCGCGUGGUGCUUGACGAUAUGCGCAAACUGCAAGACUUUGGCCAGCCUCCGCUAGAGAUUCUGGCAGAGACGGGCGGCGACCUCCCCUUCGGAGACCCCGCAUCCCUCGCAGCUGCUGGCGGUCCGGGUCCCCAGUGUCCCACUAUGUAGUGGAUGACGGAGCACGGUCGUCUUGUGGUGUGCCAAUUGGUUAACUGUUGAGUGUUGCACAUUUAUUAGGCUAAGCUAAUUGUAUUUUAUUUUAUCCCGACAAAACAAUCUGGCGGUCGCUAAUGGUUAUACUCUCUCUUGAA